UCUGCGGAGAACCUGCAUUGGAGCAUCUCGAACUGUUGCAGCGCUUUAGCGCUCUUUCCUAACUGGGGGGAGAAUCAGGGAUACAGACCUUUUCUUGGCCAACGUCGAACCCUGCCCUCUUUCGAGUUGCCAACAGCUGGAGAGAUCCCAAGGGGGAAGGCAAGCCUCCAAGCCAAGCCCCUCCCGGGCAUGCACUUGCAACCUUCCUUUUGCAGAUGAGGAGGGCUUGAGUGCGCUUCUCUCUGGUGCGCUAUUGCGGAAACCUUUUCUUAGGGGGCUGAUUUUUAAACUGUGGGGUUUUUUUGGCUUAGAGAAAAGCGCCCUUUCCAGCAUCAUGCAUCGCUUCUCCGGGCUCGCCAAGGAAGCCUCGGCCCUCCAGGAAAGGAAAGAGCCGGCCGUUCGCUUCCUGGCUUCGCUGGUGACCGCGACCCGGCAGCAGCAGCAGCGACCCAGCCGGCCCCAUCGCCGCCCGCCGCUGGGUGCCGCGGGGCCGGUGCGCUGGAACAGCGCCGCGAAGGCCUCGGCCGUGAAGCUCCAGGAGAAGCCGCCGCGGGAGAAGAUCCUCACGCUGGAGUCCAUGAACCCGCAGGUGAAGGCGGUGGAGUACGCCGUGCGGGGCCCCAUCGUGCUGAAAGCCGGCGAGAUCGAGAAGGAGCUGCGGAAGGGAAUCAAAAAGCCCUUCACAGAGGUCAUCAAAGCCAACAUUGGAGAUGCCCAUGCGAUGGGACAGCGGCCAAUCACCUUCCUUCGUCAGGUGGUGGCACUUUGCACAUACCCGAACCUGUUGGACAGCCCGAGUUUCCCCGAGGACUCAAAGGAAAGAGCAAGACGCAUCUUGCAAGGAUGUGGAGGGAACAGUUUAGGUUCUUACAGCGCCAGCCAAGGUGUCAACUGUAUCAGAGAAGAUGUUGCAGCUUACAUUGAACGGCGUGACGGAGGGGUCCCUGCUGAUCCCGACAACAUAUACCUGACAACGGGAGCCAGUGACGGCAUUGCGACUAUUCUAAAGAUCCUCGUCUCGGGAGGAGGGAAAUCCCGAACCGGAGUGAUGAUCCCUAUCCCCCAAUAUCCCUUGUAUUCCGCUGCCAUUUCGGAGUUGGAUGCUGUUCAGGUGAACUAUUACCUUGACGAAGAGAACUGUUGGGCCCUCAAUGUGAAUGAACUCCGUCGUUCUUUGGAAGAGGCCAAAGUGUAUUGCAAUCCAAAAGUCUUGUGCAUCAUCAAUCCAGGAAAUCCCACAGGUCAGGUUCAAAGCAGGAAGUGCAUCGAAGAUGUGAUACACUUUGCCUGGGAAGAGAAGCUGUUUCUUUUAGCUGACGAGGUCUAUCAGGAUAACGUUUACUCGGAGAGUUGUCAGUUCAGUUCUUUUAAAAAGGUUCUUUACGAGAUGGGACCAGAUUACUACAAUAACGUGGAACUAGCUUCCUUUCAUUCCACCUCCAAGGGAUACAUGGGAGAAUGUGGUUACAGAGGAGGGUACAUGGAGGUGAUUAACUUGCACCCGGAGAUCAAAGGGCAACUGGUUAAGCUGCUAUCAGUCCGUUUGUGCCCACCUGUCUCGGGGCAAGCAGCCAUGGACAUUGUAGUGAAUCCGCCGGUACCUGGGGAGGAAUCUUACGCACAGUUCAUCAAGGAAAAGGAAUCUGUCUUGAACAACCUAGCAAUGAAAGCCAAACUCACAGAAGAUCUGUUUAAUCAAGUGCCGGGCAUCCACUGCAACCCACUCCAGGGAGCCAUGUACGCUUUCCCACGGAUCUUUAUCCCUUCCAAAGCCAUCGAGACUGCAAAGAUUCACAAAAUGGCUCCCGACAUGUUCUACUGUAUGAAACUUCUGGAAGAAACGGGGAUCUGCGUUGUUCCUGGCAGUGGGUUCGGCCAAAGGGAAGGAACAUACCACUUUAGGAUGACCAUUCUGCCUCCAGUCGAAAAGCUAAAGAUCCUGCUGGAGAAAGUGAAAGAUUUCCAUAUAAAGUUCCUCGAAGAAUACUCUUAAGCAAAACAAAGACUUUAUCUUUUUUUCCUCAGAGUGAACCUGGAAAAUAAAGCUGUGACGGGAGGGAAAUACGCAUCUUAUCUCCUGAAAUCCAAUCCAUAAUACAAUAGCUAUAUCCCAGCUGUGAAAUUUGAGUACAUUGUGGCAUAUAUUUACUAUGUGUUAAUGUUAUGGAGAGGGAUGGAAAUAAGAGAAGGAAAUGCAAAAAGUAAGAUUUUGUGCCUUGAUCUGAAAUUAGAGGCUUAGCUUCCCCGGUUGGACUGACUAAACAAGGUAAGGGGUAGAGACGCUAUUUAAGAAACACUGAAACUUAAAUAUAAGACAUUAGAAACAUUUGAUGAGAGGUACAACUUACUGUCAAUAAACACCUUUCUGUACUUUAAAAAAAACCUCUUACCCUCUAUACAGAAAACAACAUACUUUUCUGUUUUACUUAACUGGGCUGAAAUAUUAUUUUCAUAAUCUCGUGCAUCUCUCAUUUACUUCAGAGAGUUUUGCACAGAAGUUUGUGGUGGAUUCUGCCCCUUUGACAUCCUGUUAAGGCUCACAAUUUGAGCGCUAUAGAAUUGUUAUAUCAACUCUCCCUCCCCCCCCCAAAUUCAAGAAGUUGCCAAAAUUAUGCUCUGACUGCCUGUUGAAUUCUACCUUUUUAAUAUAGGCUAGGCUAGGAUAUCAGAUUGCCUGCAAAUAGGGCCCAAGGGUUAUGGUCAGUAGAAAAGAGGGCCAGUUUUCCAGUAUAACACUGCCUGCCUAUACAGCCUCCCUAACAGGCCUGUAAUUUUCAACCAAAACAGACCGCACACUUGGAUUUCCAGCCCAAGAUGUUACCCUAUUGUUAUCUCUUGAUGCUUCCGCCUUUGGAAUGGCUCAAGUAUUUUCGGCAGGGCAAUUCUAACCAAACUGACUAGUUAUGACCCCGAUCUGAUGAAUCGUAACUGUUCAAAAGUCAUUAAACUUCAGCCAUUAUUUCCAAUGUUUGUCCGAGAUUCAGGGUCGUUUUUGAUUUUGUGGCACGUAUUAGGUUGUGGUGGCGAGUGGGCCUUCAACAUUGCUAACCAGAGUGGCACCUAACCACCGCCACAGCCUAUUGUCAUUGUACCCAGGAGUCCCCCAUGAUAAUUCCAGUUGGAGUUAACCUUGAUGAUAUGUGGAAGUACCAUUAUUUGUUCAUUGAUUAUGUCGCACCUUGUCCAUCUUCUUGGCUUCGUAUUUGUAACUGUUCUUGGUGCCAGCCCAAGUUCCCAGAAAAGUGAAUGGUUAUACUGGAUAAAGUAGACCAGACUGUUGGUUGGAAGUUACUGUCCUUACUUAAUUGUAGACCUGCCGUGGACUUUCAAAAAGCAAACCACCAAAACUGGCGAGGGGCAUCAGUGGACACAGCCACCUGGCCUCAAACACCAACCCUCGCAACAGCAAGAUCAGACUUGGUAUCUUCACCUGUAGGGGUUGUUUAACUCUUCAGCCCCGCUUGCUUCUCAUGAGGAGAGAAGCGGUAGAAAACCAUAACCUUGAAUGGAAACACUGCUUCUUAAGUGUUAAGUGAAAGGUGGGUGGAUGUGGUUGAAACAACGUCACGCCUGGAGCAUUUCAGUAAGCAUUCUCAAAGCAAUUGCACUUUCCCCUCAAGUCUAGCUUUGCUUGAGAGGGGCUGCCAUGUCGAACGUGGAGGUACAACCAAAUCCUGUGCUCUAAAAAUGGCAGUUAGUACGUUAUUUUUAUAUUUUUCUAAGUAGGGUUUUUUUCAUUGGGAGGUGUGGGGUUGGGGUAGAAUUUCUAGUCUGAACAAGCUGGUGGGUUUUAUAUUUACCUUGUGUUUACACCCAAGAAUCCUGAAAACAAUACAAGAGUUUACAUGUUUCUAAAAUUACACUUUUGCGGGUGUUUUAAAAGGGUUCUUUUCCUUGUCUUUUAAAUAUAAGGGCAGCGAUCCUUACAAUUUACUUGUAAGUCAAGGAAUGCUGUCCUACCUUCUGUUGUGUUUUGUACACCAUCUAUUACGGUGCCUUUUUUUGGGUAUCUGGUACUGCAAAAGAGAAUGUACCAUUUUGGGGGGUCUUCUCCGCAUUUCUUUGAAAGCGGCGCGAUUGUGUCCUAGUUGAUUGACGACGUUUGUAUGCACUGUUUCUGUUUAAAUUCUGUUGUGCUUGAACUGAGGCCGUGAUCCUCAGAAACCUGUUCUGGAAUUGACCUUGAUAGACGUUCUGCAAGCGAACCCAUUUGAGGAUUGCGACAUAAGAAACUGGGAAAGUUUAGACACUGAUUCUCGUCUUACAUUAUGUUUUAUGUUAAGACCUUGAAUAAUACGGCUAAUCGUGAUGCAUGCUCGUAGGUAAGAAUUUCCUACAGGUGCUCCUGAAUAUUGUAUUCAAGUGACUUUUUAAAUGUACCUACUGAAUCAAUAAAACAGCUAUUGAAAACA
Molecule: messenger RNA, 4412 nt
Organism: Eublepharis macularius
Lineage: Eukaryota; Metazoa; Chordata; Lepidosauria; Squamata; Eublepharidae
Gene: GPT2
Product: glutamic--pyruvic transaminase 2
Exons: 11
Coding region: 335-1993 (552 amino acids)
Biological process (GO): biosynthetic process
Molecular function (GO): pyridoxal phosphate binding; L-alanine:2-oxoglutarate transaminase activity
Source: RefSeq, a predicted model, not a curated record